This is a messenger RNA of Theobroma cacao (cacao), 1754 nucleotides long. RefSeq names its product stearoyl-[acyl-carrier-protein] 9-desaturase, chloroplastic. Lineage: Eukaryota; Viridiplantae; Streptophyta; Magnoliopsida; Malvales; Malvaceae. The record is from RefSeq and is a predicted model, not a curated record. Gene Ontology annotation, cellular component: chloroplast stroma. Gene Ontology annotation, molecular function: stearoyl-[ACP] desaturase activity. Gene Ontology annotation, biological process: fatty acid biosynthetic process.
CCAAGAGUUAAAACUCACUACACUAAUUUUGAAGAGGCGAGCAGAAGAAAAAAAAAAAACAAUGGCUCUGACGCUGCACUUAACCGCAUUCUUCCCAUCAUCCUUCAAGCAACUUUCUCUGUCUCAAGGCCUCAAAUGCCCCAAAGCCUCCAUGGUGUCCACCCACUGCUCCCCCGCUGUGGAAUCGGAAAACAAGCCAUUCCGGCCUGCGAAAGAGGUAGGGUUUCAAGUGACUCACUCCAUGCCACCGGAUAAGAUAGAGGUAUUCAAAUCCAUUGAGAAUUGGGCCACCGAUAACAUCCUGGUUCAUCUUCAUAAUGUUGAGAAAAGUUGGCAACCGCAAGAUUUUCUUCCAGCGCCCGAAUCAGAAGGAUUCUAUGAUCAAGUCAAGGAGUUGAGAGAAAGAUCAAAAGAACUACCAGAUGAAUAUUUUGUGGUGUUGGUUGGAAAUAUGAUCACAGAGGAGGCCCUCCCAACAUACCAGACAGCACUCAACACACUCGAUGCAGUUCGAGACGAGACAGGCGCAAGCCUUACUCCUUGGGCAAUUUGGACGAGGGCAUGGACAGCUGAGGAGAAUAAGCAUGGUGACCUUCUUAACAAGUAUCUGUACCUCUCUGGACGAGUAGACAUGAGGCAAAUUGAGAAGACAAUUCAGUAUUUGAUUGGAUCAGCAAUGGAUACCAAAUUUGAGAAUAACCCUUACAAUGGAUUCAUAUACACUUCAUUUCAAGAAAGAGCAACGUUCAUCUCCCACGGUAAUACAGCCAGGCUAGCCAAGGCACAUGGGGACACAAAAUUAGCACAGAUAUGCGGCACCAUUGCUGCCGAUGAGAAACGUCACGAAGCUGCCUACUCCAAGAUUGUGGAAAAGCUCUUUCAAAUCGACCCGGAUGCAACUAUGUUGGCUUUAGCCGACAUGAUGAGGAAAAAAAUCACAAUGCCAGCUUAUCUGAUGUAUGAUGGACAGGAUGAUAUCCUUUUUCAUCAUUAUUCCGCUGUUGCUCAAAGGCUUGGAGUCUACACUGCUAAGGACUAUGCAGAUAUACUGGAGUUUUUGGUUGGGAGAUGGAAAGUUGAGAAGCUCACAGGUCUUUCUGCCGAGGGUUAUAGAGCUCAACAUUUUGUUUGCGGACUGCCCUCUAAAAUUAGAAGGAUGGAAGAAAAGGCUCAAACAAGGGCCAAGGCCAAGCAAGCAUCAAGCGCUCCUUUCAGCUGGAUUUUUCACAAAGAAAUAAUAGUUUAAUUGUAGCUUGAUUGAAGUGCAAGAAGUUUAGCUCAGCAGAACACUGCUGCCCAAUUAUGGGUUUUAUGCCCCCCACCAUUUUCCUUUGCUUGUUACUAUUUUGCCCAAAAAGCAGAUCAGUACAAAAACAUCGGGGAACUUUAGUCUUUAGCUAGCUUUGUUGAUUGUGGUUUUGUGGGGCUGUUGUAGUGACAAAAACAACCACGGACUACCUUGGCCUCAGCCUUUAAUAGUUAGUCCUAGUACUUUCCCUGUACCAGAGCAGAGCAGAGGGUCAAGAGAGCUGGCCCAGUUGUUAUCAAAUUAUUAUUACUAGGGUGAAUGGUUUUGCUUAAUCCGGUUGUGUUAGUCGUUCGACACACGCGGCAAGUUGGUAAGCCAGAAAGCUAUCGAGCAGGUCCUGUGGCUUUGGGAAAUCUAAAUCCUGACAGUCAAAAGAGUACCAGAUUCCCAUAAUGUUUUGGUUUCAAUUGCACAGAAUGAUGUGAAAUUACCAGGAUUCUUGUUA